UUACUUUUUCUAUUUUUUUAAUGGAUAUUUGAGAAGAACAUUCUGCUCUCCAUUCUCGAGGAUCGGUACUUGAGGAUUAUCUUUUCCAUUCAACUACUUCUCCUGACUGUGAGUUCAAUACUGCAUUCAUCUGCCAACAUAACUCAAGUUUCCUGCGACAACAGUAAUCUCCCUUCAACUUUAGGCUCUGUUACGUCUGGCAAAGAAAUCAUUAUCAGGCUUUAAGGUGUCUGAACGAUUGCUGGACGAAACUCGGCAUUUGCUGUAGUGCUCGGGAUAAGGGCUACCAUUCCCUUGUACAAAAGCUUCCAUAUAUGGACAUACUAAGGACAGUGUUGUUUUCAAUGAAAAUUGUUUGCUCUCAACUGGUAAAAUUGUUACUUUCAGUCAUAUUUGGUUGCCUGCCCUUUCUUGGCAGACGUGGAACACAGAAGCACAAAACUAUGUAUCGUGCCAUAAACAGUCCAUCAGACAGCUUGUUUCUUCCAACUGUUAAUUGUUUAUUCGCUUUGUCUACACAAUUACUGCAAAGCGGUUUCUUGAUAGAUUAGGUAAUGGUCGUAGUUUGAAUUUAUUGCUGUCGUUUGCUUGGAUUCCAAUCCUCAGCGAUACUGAUUUAUUACUUCAACUGUAUCAAUAGAAAGAAUUUUAGCUAAUAUUUUAGACAAUUUACAAUUUUUAAUGAAACAUAUACAUUUUAAAUUUAGAUUUAUUAAAACAUUUUUUAAAAUAAAGUCCAUAGUAUUUGGAUAUCGAAUUUGGACACUCCAUUAUUCAGUGAUAUACAAGCAGCA
Mycotypha africana is the source of this 794-nucleotide messenger RNA. RefSeq lists its product as uncharacterized. NCBI's taxonomy places the organism in Eukaryota, Fungi, Mucoromycota, Mucoromycetes, Mucorales, Mycotyphaceae. The coding region runs from base 315 to 551 and encodes 78 amino acids. The record is from RefSeq and is a predicted model, not a curated record. The transcript has 2 exons.